ACGUCAUUUCAAAUGCAUGAAAAUAACAAAGAUGGCCGAAGAACAGGAGGUGAUCCAAAUAGAGCUUCUGUGUAAGCAACUCUAUGAAUCCCAAGAUCAGUCUAUACGCGAUCAAGCUGAGAUUGCAGUUGUUAGAUUUCAGGAGUCUCCGGACACUCUGAGCAAAUGCCAGGCGUUACUUGAGAGGUCCAGCUCGAGCUACUCGCAGCUGUUGGCUGCUACCACCCUCUCCAAACUUAUAAGCAGGUCGACUACUAGUUUCACAGUGCAGCAGCGUCUGGACAUACGCAACUAUGUCCUCAACUACCUCGCGACCAGGCCGAAACUCGCCCACUUUGUUGUUCAGGCGCUCGUAUCGUUGUUCGCGCGCAUCACCAAGCUGGGUUGGUUCGACACUGUCAAAGAGGAGUUUGUAUUUCACAGUGUCAUGAACGACGUGGCUAGCUUUCUGCAGGGCCCCGCGGAGCUAUGCACGAUCGGUGUCCAGCUGUUGUCGCAGCUGGUGGUGGAAAUGAACCAGAUCUCCGACGUGGACGCGAGUCGCUCCAUCACCAAAAACAGAAAGAUUGCAGCGUCUUUCAGAGACACGCAGCUGUUCGAGAUGUUUCGACUCGCCUGCUCGCUGCUCGGUGCGGCCAGGGGCGAGGCGGUAAGCGAGGCGCGAGGCGAGUCUCACGCUUUGCUUGCCGCGUUACUGCGUCUGUCGCAAAACUGUCUCACCUUCGAUUUCAUCUUGACGUCCAGCGACGAAUCGUCCGAUGACCUAUGCACCGUGCAGAUUCCAACAUCCUGGCGCUCUAUGUUUCUGGAAGCCGGUACCCUGGAGCUGUUCUUCGAGCUGUACCACAGCGUCCAAGGCACCAGUUGUAGCUUGUCACUGGCCUGUAUCGUCCAGUUGGCAUCCGUGCGCCGAUCCCUCUUCAGCAACAGCGAGAGGUCCAAGUUCCUCACCCGUUUGUGCACCGGCAUCAUGCGAAUACUCGAGGACACGCAGGGUCUAUCGGAUCCCACAAAUUACCACGAGUUCUGCCGUCUGCUGGCCCGCCUCAAGUCCAACAACCAGCUCGGGGAGCUUGUGGUGGUAGAGGGGUAUCCUCGACUGAUCGAGCUGAUUGCCAAGUUUACCGUUCAGAGCUUACAGAUGUGGCAAUUCGCGCCGAACUCUGUCCAUUACCUACUCUCGAUGUGGCAACGCAUGGUCGCGUCCGUGCCGUACGUGAAAGCGUCCGAACCGCACUUGCUUGACGUUUACGCGCCCGGCGUGACCGCGGCCUACGUCACCUCGCGGCUGGACUCCUGCGCUUUGAUAGUGAGGGAGGGGCUCGAAGAUCCGUUGGACGAAGUCGGCACGUUGCAGCAACAGUUAGAACAGUUGUCGGUUAUCGGCAGGUGCGAAUACGGGAAGACCUGCCAGCUGUUGGUGGCGCAUUUCGAUCGUGCAGCUGCCAGCUACAGUGUGGAGACCAAUCCGCAACAGCUGUUGCAACUUCAAGGUCAGCUGACUUGGUUGGUGUACAUAAUCGGCGCGGCAAUCCUCGGCCGCGCGUCUUACAACACUAGUGAGGAAAACGACGCCAUGGAUGGAGAGCUCAUCUGCAGGGUGCUCCAGCUGAUGGACUUGACGGACUCCCGGUUGGCCUCCGGCGGUUGCGAGAAACUCGAGCUGGCCAUGAUGUCGUUCUUCGAAGCGUUCCGAAAGAUCUACGUGGGGGAGCAAGUGGUGAAGAACAGCAAAGUCUACAGGCGACUCAGUGAGGUGUUCGGAUUUAGCGACGAGAGCCAACUGCUAAGCGUUAUUAUUAGGAAAAUUAUAACAAAUCUGAAAUUCUGGGGCAGUUCGGAGCCUAUAAUAUCGAAGACCCUUGGGCUGUUGAGCGAGCUAAGCGGAGGGUACUCUUGCGUGAGGAAACUAGUCAAGCUGGAAGAGGUGCACGUUAUGCUGACGCACCACACGGCUGAACACUUCCCAUUUCUCGGUAUGGGCGCCAACACGGUAGAGAUGCGGUGCCGCAGUAUGCUCUACGCUGCUCUCGGGAGGCUGCUGAUGGUGGAACUUGGCGAGGAUGAGGAGAGGUUCCUCGCGUUCAUGAUGCCGCUCACAGCCGCCUUCGAGAGUAUAAUCAGUUCCGGUAUGUUGAACAACGCGGAAAGUCCCAUGUUCGCUUCCGAGGAGGCGAAGAAGACACUUAUAGGGCUCGCGAGGGACUUAAGAGGCCUCGCAUUCGCUUUUAACACGAAGACUACGUAUAUGAUGCUUUUCGAUUGGAUUUACCCGGUAUACAUGAAGGUGUUGCUGCGCGGGAUAGAGGUGUGGUUCGCUGAGCCAGCUGUGAGCACGCCCGUGCUCAAGUUGACGGCGGAACUUGCUCAAAACCGCAACCAGCGCCUGCAGUUCGACGUCUGCUCGCCUAACGGGAUCCUGUUAUUCCGGGAACUGUCCAACAUCAUCUGCGCAUACGGCAGCCGAAACCUGACAAUAGAUGUUAACAAAAAGCAAAUGUACGCUAUGAAGCUAAAGGGUAUAUCACUAUGCUUCUCUAUUCUGAAGGCGGCCCUGUGCGGAAACUACGCAAAUUUUGGUGUGUUCAGAUUAUACGGUGACGAAGCACUCGACAACGCACUGAAUAUGUUCGUCAAAUUGUUGCUCAGUAUACCACAGGGCGAUCUAUUGGACUACCCGAAGUUAUCACAGAACUAUUACGUCCUUUUGGAGAGGCUCGCCCAAGACCACAUGCCGUUCCUGGCGUCCCUACAACCGGAUGCAACGCUCUACAUCCUGUCUUCGAUAUCCGAGGGUCUUACGGCUUUGGAUACGAGCGUGUGUACGGGAUGCUGUGCGACAUUGGACCACAUAGUUACCUACUUGUUUAAGCAGCUAGUGCAAAAGACGAGAAACAAAGUGUCAAAUCCCAGGCACGGCCUCCCGGAGCCGAGUAACUUGUUCAUUGAGGUCCUGCAGAGGCGACCGGAGAUCAUGCAACAGCUCUUAGCCACGGUACUGAACCUGAUAAUGUUCGAGGAGUGCUGCAACCAGUGGUCGAUGUCCAGACCCUUGCUGGGCCUGGUGUUGCUCAACGAGGAGCAGUUCGCGCAUCUGCGAGCCGAAAUGAUAGCUCAGCAGCCAAGGGAGAAGCAGGCGCAACUGGCUCAAUGGUUCACCAGCCUGAUGGCGGGCAUCGAGCGGAACCUACUCACCAAGAACCGUGACAGGUUCACCCAAAACCUGUCGAUGUUCCGGCGGGACAUCAACGACCUGCUGAAGGGCAGCUCUGGAUAUUCCAACUCCGUCAACGACAUGAUGACGUCAUAACCAAAACGUUAGAAAUAAGUCAUUCUACCCCCUGUUCUCAGGUUAAUGUAAGAUGUUACGGUUAGAGUUUUAGAAUCGGGCUUCUCUAUGACUUGUUUUGAUGACCAUCGAGAUGGCUGGAGUUCGAAACACGACGGAAAAGUGAUCUAAAAUUUAAUUUGCCGGCGUCGGAUUGGUGAACUUCACACGCCAU
Molecule: messenger RNA, 3503 nt
Organism: Pararge aegeria (speckled wood butterfly)
Lineage: Eukaryota; Metazoa; Arthropoda; Insecta; Lepidoptera; Nymphalidae
Gene: Ranbp16
Product: exportin-7-A
Exons: 24
Coding region: 17-3310 (1097 amino acids)
Biological process (GO): protein export from nucleus
Cellular component (GO): cytoplasm; nuclear pore
Molecular function (GO): small GTPase binding; nuclear export signal receptor activity
Source: RefSeq, a predicted model, not a curated record